Messenger RNA from Pteronotus mesoamericanus, 1141 nucleotides. Its product is annotated as 15 kDa protein B-like. The coding region runs from base 126 to 638 and encodes 170 amino acids. The transcript is spliced from 4 exons. The record is from RefSeq and is a predicted model, not a curated record. Gene Ontology annotation, molecular function: cysteine-type endopeptidase inhibitor activity. Gene Ontology annotation, biological process: defense response. Gene Ontology annotation, cellular component: extracellular region. Lineage: Eukaryota; Metazoa; Chordata; Mammalia; Chiroptera; Mormoopidae.
GAAGUGAAAGGAGAGGCCCCUUUCAGGAAGGCACCAGCCCUGUAUGUCGCCAGAAGCCCUUGGGCAAGGCAACCCAGGCAGCACCUAAAAGGGUGAGCAAGUGGCAGUGGAUCAGAGAAGGGACAAUGGCAGGGGUCCGGAGGGCACUUCUGCUGACAGUGGGCUUGGCAGUAAUGGCCUGUGUGGCCCAACACCCUCAGAACUAUGAGGCGAUUGUCACCCAGGCCUUGCAGUUCUUCAACUAUGGGCGACCAGGACAGCCCCUUUUCCGCUUGCUGGAAGCCACCCCGCGGCCUGGCUCGAACACCACCACCACGAUGCUGCUCGCCUUCAGGGUCAAAGAGACGGUGUGCCUCGUCGGAGAGCGGAGGCAGCCCCAGGAGUGUGCCUUCAGGGACGGUGGGGAGGAGAGGAACUGCACCGGCUCCUUCUUCAGGCUGUGGCGGUACCGCAUCCUGACUGUUGACUGCCCUCGGGGCCAAAAGCGACAGCGAAAGCUCCUCCGGGAGAAGCGAUCUGCCGCGCCCCCAGAGGCAGCCGCUCUGGAUGUUGACAGCUCCAAGCUGCCGCCUGCAAUCAGGGACAUGUAUGAGAAAGCCAAGUUCGACAUCAUCUCCAACAUCCUGAGGAAUUUCUAGGGCUGGAGAAGGAAGGGGAGGCCCUGCCUCCCCACCACAACCCCCUCUUCCUACCCAUCCAUUCCCUGUCGCCCUCAGCAGCCCCUUCCCUGCAUUGUCUGAGCCCACCCACACUCCUCUGCUUUCGCACACCUCUGCUUCUUCCUGCCUGUGUCUGUAAAUCCUACUCCUCCUCCAAGGCACGGCUCCAAAGUCACCUCCUCCAGGAAGCCUCCCUGCUUUCCCCUGGGCAAAAGUGUUCCCUCCUCAGAGCGUUCAUGUUCCUCAAACCACGUGGCCAGACGGCUCUAUGUGUUCUCACCGCUGUGCCCUUCAGAGCCAGCUGCAGGUGGCAGUGGAGUGAGUUUAUCAGUGAGGUGCUCCUGGGAAGGUAGCUCCAUUUGUGCAGGACCCUGAGUACGCCCGCUCCCAGCCCAGGUACUGUGACAAUAAAUGUCCCCUCACAUAUGCAGGCACUUCCAAGAGGGUCAGCCCAUCCUUGGAGAGAGGCUCAAUAAAAUAUU